CAAUUUGUACAGUUUCUUUUUGUGAACAUUUCAAAUAUGAAACAAUUCUAAGCAUGGACAAACCACUGAACUUGCAAUGGAAUGUAAAUUAUGCCGAUGAACUGGUGAAAUUUCGGAUACAAGGAAAACUGGGACCAAAUGAAUGGUUGGCGUUCGGGUUUUCUAAUUAUGGAGAAUUUGAGAAUGCUGAUUUGGUUUUGUUUUGGAAGGACUAUUUGGGUAAUACAAUGUUCAAAGUAAGUAUUGACGUCCAUACAGAUAGAAGAGGAUAUAUACACAUUGACCCAAACCAAAACUACUUCCGGACUCGUACGGAAAAGUUGAAGCAUAACUGGUUUAAGCUAGAGUUCAUUAGAAAGUUUGAUACAUGUGAUGUGGACGAUUACAAACUAGACAAUGGAACAACACACAUAAUAUUUUUCACUGGCUACGGAUAUCCUAAACAUAUCAACACUUUGGAUUAUAAGAAAGGCUUACAAAGAGUUCAAAUUUUGAAACCAGACAUUCCAGAGGUGAACAUACCAAAAGACGUAAAAGUCAUUGACGUCACGAACCAAGAGAUAACAGUACCGUCAACUGAUACAACAUACUGGUGGUACCUAACUAAGUUACCAGAUUUCAAACGGAAACAUCAUAUCAUUAAGUAUGAAGGGAUCAUUGAGAAAGGGCAUGAAAAUCUUGUUCACCACAUGGAACUAUUUCAUUGUGAAGCGAGACCACACCAAGUUGUCCCAUCAUAUAAUGGUCCUGGCUUGGCAGAAGGAAAACCACCAGGGCUGUCAGUAUGUCGUAAAGUCAUUGGCGCAUGGGCAAUGGGCGCAUCAUCUGUAACAUUACCGGAGGAAGCUGGAACACCAGUUGGCGGAGAUGAUUGGUCUAGAUUUGUGCUGCUAGAGGUACAUUAUAAUAACCCACGACUGACCCAAGGUAUAAAAGACUCGUCUGGCAUCCGUUUGUAUGUAACAAGUAAAUUACGAAAAUAUGAUUCAGGGAUAAUGGAGCUUGGGUUGGAAUAUACCAACAAAAUGGCGAUUCCUCCAAACCAGAAUUUGUUUUCUCUGACAGGAUACUGUAUCCCUGAUUGCACACGAAUCGCGUUACCAAGAACAGGCAUAGCAAUAUAUGCUUCACAACUGCACACGCAUAUGACGGGAAAACGUGUAUAUACAAAGCAUGUCCGAAAUGGAAAAGAAUUACCGGAACUAAAUAGAGACAACCAUUAUAGUCCCCAUUUUCAAGAGAUAAGAAGACUUCAACAACCGGUCCAUGUUUUUCCGGGAGACAGUCUUAUAACUACAUGUGAGGAUAGUACACUUGAUAGAGAGAACAUUACAUUAGGUGGCUUUUCAAUCAGAGAAGAAAUGUGUGUAAACUACAUUCACUACUAUCCAGCAGUUGAUUUAGAAGUCUGCAAGAGUUCUGUCGAUUCGGACGCCCUUCAGGGAUUCUUCAGAUUCAUGAAUAAACGUUACAACGAUGACACCUCAUCGACGAAAAGCGUUGCCGAAAACUACCAGUCCAUUAGAUGGUCUGAUCAUGCAAGUCAGAUGUUGAGCACAUUUUACGACAUCGCACCCUUAUCGAUGCAAUGUAACAGAUCAGACGGAACCAGAUUUCCAGGCGACUGGAAUAAUGCAGAUAUCCCAAGGGUAACACUACCAAUCAAAACACUGAGUGGCAGAUGUUAGACACCCUAGCACCAAUCAAAACACAGAGUUUCAGAUGUUAGACACCCUAGCACCAAUCAAAACACAGAGUUGCAGAUGUUGGACACCCUAGCACCGAUCAAAACACAGAGUUGCAGAUGUUGGACACCCUAGCACCAAUCAAAACACAGAGUGGCAGAUGUUGGACAACCUAGCAAGUCAAAUACAUAAGGUUUUACUUACUCAACGUAAUAAAUGACUAUAAAUAUAUCACUUGUAUGUAAAGGCCAGUUUGAACAUUUGCAUAGCUUAAUAUUGGUUUUUCUCAUUAUUAAAGGCCGAACAGA
Messenger RNA from Mytilus californianus (California mussel), 1993 nucleotides. RefSeq names its product dopamine beta-hydroxylase-like. NCBI's taxonomy places the organism in Eukaryota, Metazoa, Mollusca, Bivalvia, Mytilida, Mytilidae. The transcript has 12 exons. Gene Ontology annotation, molecular function: dopamine beta-monooxygenase activity; copper ion binding. Gene Ontology annotation, cellular component: secretory granule membrane. Gene Ontology annotation, biological process: dopamine catabolic process; norepinephrine biosynthetic process; octopamine biosynthetic process. Bases 54 to 1688 code for a protein of 544 amino acids. The record is from RefSeq and is a predicted model, not a curated record.